GCUUAUCCGACACACUGAUUUUGGGAUAUUACAUCCCUUUGAACCAAGAAGGUCUUUUUACCUUCUCAGGUGCAUUUUGGGAUGGGACUUCUCUCUGAACAAAGUCUAUAUACCCUCUCGGCAGUAUUGUGGGAUGUUACAUCCUUCUUUAGGAAGGUCUAUAUACAAUCUCAGGUACAUUGUUGGAUAUUUUAAAAGUCCCUUUGAAUCAGGUUGGCUUAAUACCCUCUCUUCUGAACAAGGUAGGCCUGUUUACACUCUCUGGUGCCUUGUGGGAUAUAACAUUCUUCUUCACAAGGAAAGUCUAUGUGGGAUGUUCCAUCCUUCUGAACCACACCCUCUGUGGUGCAUUGUUGGACAUGACACCCCUGUUAACCAGGUAGUUCUGUAUAACUUAUUUGCGACAAAAUGUAUGUAUCUUCCAGGUCUUUCAAAGUUCUCAAAACCAGGAGUUUUUGCAAAAACAUGUAGGCCCACAUAUAAUUCAUGGGGG
Messenger RNA from Owenia fusiformis, 493 nucleotides. The record is from the annotation of a GenBank genome assembly. NCBI's taxonomy places the organism in Eukaryota, Metazoa, Annelida, Polychaeta, Sabellida, Oweniidae.